CCUCCUGGAGCCGAGAACAGAGACAGGGAGCGAGGAGGAGCACAGGAGAGAGGAGAAAGGAGAGAGGAGAGGAAGACAAGGGCAGGUCCCCCAGCGCAGAGGAAGACAGCCAGAGAGACAGGCGGAGAGGAGGAGGACAAAGACAGGCCUGUACAAGCCAUCACACCAGAGCCCCUGGACACAGGAUGAAGGGAGACACCCCCCUCAACAGCACCAUGAGUAUCGGUCAGGCCCGCAAGCUGGUGGAGCAGCUGAAGAUCGAGGCCAGCAUGUGCCGGAUCAAGGUCUCGAAGGCGGCGGCUGACCUCAUGGCCUACUGCGACGCCCACGCCUGCGAGGACCCCCUGAUCACCCCUGUGCCCACCUCCGAGAACCCCUUCCGGGAGAAGAAGUUCUUCUGCGCCCUGCUGCCGUGCCGAUCGGAUCCCGCCUCCCGCCUCCCGGCCGCAGCGUGUCUGUGUGCGCCUGCAGCCCCGGCUCGAGUGUGAUUUCUAGACGUCUUUCAUCUCCGCGAAACGUUAUCAAGAGCCUGGCCGUGUUCCUGACUGGUCCUGCCGAAACGUGGAGCCAGUGUUCGUACGGAGACAGCGAGGCCCCAGCGAGUACAGCAGCACGGGGCUGCAGGACAGCAGGUCUGCCUGGCCUGUCUGAGAGAGCACUCGCAGGGGGAGAGGAGAGAGACAG
Molecule: messenger RNA, 684 nt
Organism: Lepisosteus oculatus (spotted gar)
Lineage: Eukaryota; Metazoa; Chordata; Actinopteri; Semionotiformes; Lepisosteidae
Gene: gng3
Product: guanine nucleotide binding protein (G protein), gamma 3
Biological process (GO): G protein-coupled receptor signaling pathway
Cellular component (GO): heterotrimeric G-protein complex
Molecular function (GO): G-protein beta-subunit binding
Source: RefSeq, a predicted model, not a curated record